GUUAACAAUCUGAACUGUGAAUGUAUAAAAAUUACAAUAAAUUUAAAGUUGAACAAAAGAUGUUAUAAUCUCGUUAACCUAAAAUCAAAACUUUAAGAUGAAGGAUGUAAAAUGCGUUGUUGUCGGUGAUGGCAAUGUUGGGAAAUCGUGCUUAUUGAUGUGUUAUUCUACUAAUACUUUCAACGACGAUCAUAUUCCAACAAUAUAUGAUAAUUAUAAAGCAACUGCAAUAGUGAAUGACAUUCCUGUACAGUUAGGAUUAUGGGAUACCGCAGGUCAAGAAGAUUACGAUCGAAUCCGUCCAUUAUCAUAUCCACAAACGGAUGUAUUCCUUGCAUGUUUUUCAAUAGUCUCUCGCUCAAGUUUUGUGAACAUAUGUCACCAAUGGAUUCCUGAAAUCAGAUACCACUGUCCAAGAACGCCAAUCCUUUUAAUUGGUACAAAACUAGACAUUCGAAAAGACAAAGGACCAGGAAAUUCAAAACAUAUUGAGAAAAACAGUCAUCCUGUAUCAUUCAGUGAAGGACAUUCUUUAGCAAACCAAAUAGAUGCUAUAAAAUAUUUAGAAUGUUCUGCAAAGACCCAGGAAGGAAUAAAAGAGGUGUUUGAGGAAGCUAUAAGGGCUGUGUUAUUUCCAUCUAAGCGCGAACCAAAACACAGAUCAUGCAUUUUAUUGUAAAAAGUGAUGAGAAUAAUAUAAUAAUUAUGUUUUAAUUGUAUGCAGUUAUCAAGUACCAAUAGAAGAUAAUUAUACCUGAUUACAGAAAAAAUAAAACAAGAUUAUACAAAUAUA
Messenger RNA from Mytilus californianus (California mussel), 793 nucleotides. RefSeq names its product ras-related C3 botulinum toxin substrate 2-like. Gene Ontology annotation, molecular function: GTPase activity; GTP binding. The coding region runs from base 98 to 679 and encodes 193 amino acids. Gene Ontology annotation, biological process: small GTPase-mediated signal transduction. The record is from RefSeq and is a predicted model, not a curated record. NCBI's taxonomy places the organism in Eukaryota, Metazoa, Mollusca, Bivalvia, Mytilida, Mytilidae. The transcript has 5 exons.